Phragmites australis (common reed) is the source of this 852-nucleotide messenger RNA. Its product is annotated as cytochrome c oxidase assembly protein COX11, mitochondrial-like. NCBI's taxonomy places the organism in Eukaryota, Viridiplantae, Streptophyta, Magnoliopsida, Poales, Poaceae. The record is from RefSeq and is a predicted model, not a curated record. Gene Ontology annotation, cellular component: mitochondrial inner membrane. The transcript is spliced from 6 exons. Bases 138 to 605 code for a protein of 155 amino acids. Gene Ontology annotation, molecular function: copper ion binding.
CGCGAUGCUCCGUUGCCGACGUUGCCUUCCUCUGCCGCGGGCUCGCCUCUUCGUCGUCCUCCUCUGCCGCCGCUGCGGCGGGCCGGGAGAGGAGCUCGAGGCGGACGCUGGGGUAUCUGCUCGGCGUGGCGAUCGCGAUGGUCGGCGCCUCCUACGCCGCCGUCCCGCUCUACCACCGCUUCUGCCAAGCCACUGGAUACGGCGGCACCGUCCAGCACCGCAAGUGUGGAAGAGAAGAUCUCACGGCAUGCUCAAGAUGGAACUACAACAUCAAGUCAUUUUUUGUUUACAGAGAGAUAAUUGUCCAAUUUAAUGCCGAUGUUGCUGAUGGAAUGCCAUGGAAGUUCAUACCUACACAGAGAGAGGUCAGGGUUAAACCUGGUGAAAGUGCUCUUGCAUUUUAUACUGCUGAAAAUCGUAGUUCAGCUCCAAUUACUGGUGUGUGCACAUACAAUGUUGCUCCCAUGAAGGCUGCGAUUUACUUUAAUAAGAUACAAUGUUUUUGCUUUGAGGAGCAAACACUUCUUCCUGGGGAGCAGAUUGACAUCCAGUAUUCUUCUACAUCGAUCCUGAGUUUGAGACAGACCCCAAAAUGGACGGGGUGAACAAUAUAGUUCUUUCCUAUACAUUCUUCAAGGUGAACGAUAGUUAGUUGUAGCAAGAUUUUGAACUGAGCAAUAACACAUGUUCUAUUAUAACACUUAAUCAAUCUGUGUGCUGCAAACUGACACUAAGGGAAAAACUUGUUUAUUUGUGUAGUUAGUUCACAUGAGCUUGUGCAAAAUUUUGCAAAUAAACUGCAACACUGUACUAUGUACCCAACGCAAUCAAAACAGGUUUUUUCCCGCUUUA